Folsomia candida is the source of this 2560-nucleotide messenger RNA. RefSeq lists its product as uncharacterized. The coding region runs from base 765 to 2426 and encodes 553 amino acids. NCBI's taxonomy places the organism in Eukaryota, Metazoa, Arthropoda, Collembola, Entomobryomorpha, Isotomidae. The record is from RefSeq and is a predicted model, not a curated record. The transcript is spliced from 8 exons.
UUAUAUUAAUUUACUGCAUAAUAAUUCCAAUUUGUUCUUCAUCUUUGCAUAUAUGCAAAUAUAUGCAAAUUCCCAUCAAUAUGGGAAUUUUACUUUAAUCCAUAUUUUCAUACGGUUUGAGAUUUGUAUUUAUUAAUAACUAAUUAUUAAUUCGUGCUACUUAAUUAUAACUGAAAAAUGAUAUACAACAGUGCAAAAUUUGUUUAAUUUAAUCAAUAUAGGUGCCAUUUGACCAGUCAAUUUCUCAACUUACUUCUGCAUCUUCGCAUAAAUUUAUGUUGAUCCAUAUUUUCAUAAGACUUUAAAUUUGCAUUUGCUAAUAAUUAAUAAUUAAUUGGUGCUACUCAAUAAUCAAUGAAAAAUAAUAUGUAACAGUGCCAAAUUAAUGUAAUUUAAUUAAUAUAGUUGCCAUUUGACCAGACAAUUUCCCGAUUUUUUCUGCAUCUUCGCACAAAUCCAUAUUUUCAUGAGACUUGAGAUUUGUCCAUAUUUACCAAUAAUUAAUUAUUAAUUCGUGCCAUUAGGGAGUGAUUGACGUUUAGAGCUGCGUGAACUCGUCUACCUUCCAUUCAUCCAGGAUACUUGCGUCAUGGUCAACUUGCUGUUCCUCAUUAUUUAUUAGAUACAAAUCUAAAUUCCUACCUGUUCUCUCAACACAAAUCUUAACUACAAUGAAAUUCGUCAACAUUAUUAUUACAAUUAACUAUAAUUAUAGGUAGUUAACUUUUCAACGAGUUAGCUAAAUACGAUUAACUUUAACGAACAUGUCCAUUUUGGGGCUUGUUGUUAUCGUCAGUCUUCUACACUUUUCUGCGUACUUAACGACAUCUUUAUAUUCGACGAGUUUGUUAAACACGACGGCGACAAUUUAUUCGCCGUUUUUGGGACAAGAAAAACGGAACAAUGAGAACAGAACUCGAAUAACGACACCUUUAAAUGCGCCGAGUUUAUUAAAUGACACAGCGACGACGACAAUUUAUUCGCCAUUUUUGGGACACGAAGAGCGGAACAAUGAGAAAAGAUCACGAAUUAAAAAGUGUUGUCCUAAAGGACAUCGUCUUUUUGAAGAUAUUUCUAAAAAUGGACAAACCGAGUUUAAAUAUUUCUGUGCAGAGGAAACAAAUCGUUUCGAAGUGGGGGAACAUUCUUGGAAAAUUUAUAACUCACAGUUUGAUUCCGAACCUAUUUUCUCGCUGAAUGAGUGGGACGAAAUUGGAGCUUUUGAUGGGACCAGGAAUGAAAUUCCGAACUGUACAAAUUUAAAAGUUUUGGAAAACGGGGAAGAAAUUUGGUUUCGAGUUCUGGAAAACGGCGAGAUUUUUGUCGGACUCCAUUUUUGGGUGCAUCCGAUCUGGCUCAAGGUGACAAAACAGUCAGGAUAUUGUCUCGAUUUCAGCGCCCAGCCAAACUUUCAUCAACGCCCCUCGCAAGGCCUCGUUUUUUGUGACCUUGAUGAUUACCAAACUUACAGAUUGCACCGCCUCCUCUACGGCGUGACGUUUACCGUCUCAGCGACCUUUUUGACCUUCACCGUGGUCAUAUUUCUCAUGGUGAAACGCGGCCUGGGUCCAAAUAUCCAUUCGUGGUUGCAAUUCUCCUACUUUUUCGCCCUCCUUCUCUUCUAUGUCGCAGAAGGAGCCAGGAUCUGGGUCAAGUUUGACGGGCUUCACAUCAAACUGGGGGCUGGCUGCUUUUAUCAUGCCGUGGUCGCGCAAUAUUUCUCGAUUGUCUUCAUAUUCACCUUAUUCAGCCUGGCGGCCCACAUGCUGUACACAUUUUGGAAAAUGAAGCCACUUAAUUCUGCCCGAAAACGUCCCAAGGGUCGAGACAUCACCUUCUUAAUCAUGCUCCCAUGGAUAAUACCAUUCCUCGGACUUUUGGGUGGAUUAAUUUACAACCAUUUUACAAAUGUAAAGGCUUCCCAACAGGAAGUUGGUAUCUUUGAGUUUGGUCAUUUUCGCUGCGCGUCGCCCGCCUGGUUUGUGGGGACGGCGCUGUACACCUUGUUCUUCAUCCUCAACACGGUCUACUUCAUCGCCACGGCGGCCGUCAUUUCCGCCACGAUUUACAAAUCCGGCCGAAAAAAAUUAGCGUCGGAUACAUUUCGCCUCCUCCUAAAAAUCUGUCUCCUCAUGGGAAUCUUUUUCGGUUCGACGGUGUACGAAAUCUCGUUUGGUCGCGAGGCGGCCCAUCCGCUCCACUGGUUGUGGGCCUUCAGUCGCAUCGCCUUCUUCGGCCUCCAAGGAUUCUGGCUUUUUGUCGCAUUCGGGUGGUCAUCUGGACAUCGGACAGCGUUGGGAUGCACCUCAUUCCAAGAUGUCAUCAACAUGUUCAAAAGAAUCUCUUUCAAACGGAGGGGCACCGUUAGCACGACGGCGAAUGGAACGACGGCGUCAAUUCCGGAUUGUGAUCCGAAAAGUGUGUAAAUCUAAAAUUUGCUCAGAAUUUAAUGUCAUUUACAUAAAAUAAUCAAAGAUUGUAAAUAAAUAAUCGUGCGAACCGCAAAUUUACCUAAAUAUUUAAUAUUAAUCAAUAAAUCUGCAAUUUCUUACAUAAACGA